AUGGUAUUCUAUAAUCAAAAAUUCAGGAUUUUAUCAUUAAUUAAGUCAUUGAUGCCAAAACUUCAGAAUUUCCAAACAGAUAAUUUAAGAUUAUCAAAGAGAUUGGAUGGGGAGGUGAAGGCUAAGUUUUUUGAAGCUGAAGUAAAAGAAUGGAAAAAAAAAUUCCCAAAUAAAGUUGCUAUAAAAAAAUAGCACAUGCUUAACUAAAAGGAAAAAAAUAUAAUUGAAGCCAUUAUGAAAUAUUAAGAGUAACAUGAAUUGAAAGAAUCAAAUAAAUAGCCCUCCACUUAGUUAGUAAAAAUUUAUGAUAUAAUUCAAAUGAACUCAGAAUCCGCUUUUGUGAUGGAACUCGGAGAAAAUAAUCUUCUUUUUUAUUUAAAGAAUAAUAAACCAUCAUUAAAGAAAAUCUUAUAAAUAAAUUAGUUGUCUUAAUCGAUUAGGUUUAUACAUCAAGACUUAAAAUCAAUGCAUAGAGAUAUUAAACCAGAGAACUUCAUUUAUAUUGGUGAUUAAUUCAAACUUAUUGAUUUUGGAACUGUUCGAUACAAUACUAAUAUUGAUAAGACAAUCUAAAUAGGAACUACUCUAUACCAAGCACCAGAAAUGGUUAAUGGCUAAUCUAACCAUACCGAAGCAAUUGAUAUUUGGUCGCUUGGUUGUGUAUUUUAUGAAUUUUUCGGUCCAGAGCCAUUAUUUUAUGGAAAAAUUCAAACUGCAGUUAAAAAUGAUAUUUAAUCUAUCAUUACUAAUUAAAAAGACUUAAAGGAAAAAAUAAAUUCAAAUAAAGGAGGAUGA
Molecule: messenger RNA, 795 nt
Organism: Paramecium tetraurelia
Lineage: Eukaryota; Ciliophora; Oligohymenophorea; Peniculida; Parameciidae
Exons: 3
Biological process (GO): protein phosphorylation; mitotic DNA damage checkpoint signaling
Cellular component (GO): cytoplasm; nucleus
Molecular function (GO): protein serine/threonine kinase activity; ATP binding
Source: RefSeq, a predicted model, not a curated record